GCAGGCUUAUGGAGACCCGACGGGAGAAUCGCAACAUCCAUGAUAACCAGCGCCGCGAAUUGGCAGCGAAGUACGAGCUUAAGCACAAGCUGUUCAAGGCGUUCCUGAGGGAUCCUGCUCUCCCCGCCGAGGCUCGGGAACAAAUGCAGUUGAAGCUUGCCAAGUUGCCCAGAAACAGCUCCUUCACGCGCAUCAGAAACCGCUGCAUCUUCACCGGCCGCCCUCGUGGAGUGUACCAGCUCUUCCGGAUGUCCCGUAUCGUUUUCCGCGAACUGGCUUCCCGAGGUGCUCUCAACGGCAUUAAGAAGGCGUCUUGGUAGAGAAGAGAGUUCCUCAGCCUUGGAAGCUCAUUUGAAGCUCAUUUCUGUGGCCUAUGUUGAUUUCAUCAAGUUUUGGCUAUUGGCUAAUCUAGUAGUUUAAAGUAGUCUGGACUCUGGAUGUAGAAUAUGUUGCAUCUUAAAGAAAUUUCCAUUCUGUUAA
Messenger RNA from Corylus avellana, 480 nucleotides. Its product is annotated as small ribosomal subunit protein uS14m. Gene Ontology annotation, biological process: translation. The record is from RefSeq and is a predicted model, not a curated record. Lineage: Eukaryota; Viridiplantae; Streptophyta; Magnoliopsida; Fagales; Betulaceae. Gene Ontology annotation, molecular function: structural constituent of ribosome. Gene Ontology annotation, cellular component: ribosome; small ribosomal subunit.